Molecule: messenger RNA, 2185 nt
Organism: Pomacea canaliculata
Lineage: Eukaryota; Metazoa; Mollusca; Gastropoda; Architaenioglossa; Ampullariidae
Product: 3-hydroxyisobutyryl-CoA hydrolase, mitochondrial-like
Exons: 12
Coding region: 246-1382 (378 amino acids)
Biological process (GO): L-valine catabolic process
Cellular component (GO): mitochondrion
Molecular function (GO): 3-hydroxyisobutyryl-CoA hydrolase activity
Source: RefSeq, a predicted model, not a curated record
UUAAAGUUUCAUUAAAAAUAUAUUAGCUAUAGCACAUUUUAUAGCUACUUCACAAGCAGUACUAAGCAGAAGCAAAUUUUCUGUCAAAGCCUCGCCUCGCACAAUCCAUGUCUGGUGUAGUAACGUCAUAGCAAAGCUGAUAAUAGUACUUGUUCCAGCAAAUGUCGUAUGGUAAUGACUAAAAGUGCGAUGUCAGAUUCUAAUCUUUAAUUUAUUUACGUCUUUUGCAGAUAACGUAUGCCGUCAUGUUUUCCAGAUCUUUACGUAGGCUUCAAGUGGUAUUGCAGCAUAUGAGGGUGGCACAUUGCUCAAAUCAAACUGGUGAUGAUGUGGUGUUUCAAGCAGUCAGAGACAAGCGAAUCAUCAUCCUCAACAGGCCAAAGGCUCUCAAUGCACUCAAUCUUUCAAUGAUACAAAAGAUUUAUCCCUCAAUGGUGCAAUGGGAAGACAAUGCUGAUGUAUCAUUGGUCCUCAUAAAAGGGGCAGGAGAGAAAGCUUUCUGUGCUGGCGGAGAUGUUCGAGCUGUGACAGAAUCUGGUAAGACAGGAGGUGAUCUGGCAAGGAAUUUCUUCAAAGCGGAAUAUAUCUUGAACUACAAAAUUGGCACAUACAGAAAACCAUACAUUGCAAUUAUUGAUGGCAUCACCAUGGGUGGCGGUGUAGGCUUGUCUGUACAUGGUAAAUUCCGCGUGGCCACAGAACGAACUGUUUUUGCAAUGCCUGAGACAGCAAUAGGUUUAUUUCCUGAUGUUGGAGGAGGCUACUUCUUGCCACGACUUGAAGGCAAGCUAGGAAUGUUCUUGGCCCUGACUGGCUUCCGGCUUACUGGACGUGAUGUUUUUCUAGCAGGAAUCGCCACACAUUUUGUUCCUUCUGAGAAGCUGUCCUCUUUAGAAGAGAAGCUAAUGGCAUUAGAAGAUCCUACAGAUACAAAAGUGGCUAAUGUGCUGGAUCGUUUCCACCAUGAGAAUUUUACAGAGAAAGGAAAGCCGUUUGUCCUGGCAUCCCAUAUGGAAACAAUCAACAAGGUGUUUGAGGCAGAGACUGUGGAGGAGAUAUUGCAGAAACUGGCUGCAGACAACUCAGAGUUUGCACAGAAACAUCUAGCGACAUUGAAAAAGAUGUCACCAACAUCAAUGAAGGUUACGUUCCGACAACUGCAGAUGGGUAAAAAACUCAAACUUGCAGAUGAGUUACAAAUGGAGUAUCGACUUUCUCAGAGAUGCUUGGAGGAUCAUGAUUUUUAUGAGGGAGUUCGAGCUGUUUUAGUUGACAAAGACCAGAAUCCCAAGUGGAAUCCUGCCACACUGCAAGAAGUGACAGAUGACAAACUCAACUGGUAUUUCUCACCUUUGCCACCAGAAAAUGAGCUUCAUUUAUGAUGUCAGCUAUUACUGUAAUGGCAGAUCCAAAUCAAGUUUAUUUGGUAUUGCUUAAUAGUAAAAUUGCUGAUUUACAUCAGUGAUAACAUUGUAGUCUUUCAUCUGAUCCAAGAAUCUUUUGACAAAAUAAUUCACAGAACUCCAGGCUGUCUGUGAGAAUGACUUAUAAUCAUUAAGUAACAUUAACGCCACAAAGACAAGGCCUGCUAUGGACUUUUUUGGCCUUUAGUUCUGGAGCUAUUAGUUUUGGAUUAAAAAGAUAAUGAAGUUAAAAGGGCACAGAGAUGUGUGUGUUGGUGAAAGGAACUUUUAUUGUUCAUAAACAUACAAGCUGAUGAUGAUAGGUCUUCAAAACACCCAUUUAUAAUUAUUUAAUUGAUAUACCUUGGUAUAAAGCUUGCACCAUAACGAAAACGUUUCAAUGAAAAGCCAGAAAAUAUUAGCUUGGUAACCAACAAUAUCUAAUUCAUUAUUCUUUUGCCCUGUGAUCACAUGCAGAUGUAUAUAAAUUUUAUGCAUGUAUGAGUUAAUAAUUACAAGAAUAAAAUGUUAAAAUAUAUGCUUACCCCAUUUCUUGGGCAAGCUAUCAAAUAAAACAAAUAGCCUUUUGCUUCAUGUGCUGGACACUUUGGAAUUUUUUUUUUAACUUUUUAAAUUUCUUCAGCAUUAUGAAAGGUGACCAAAUUAAGAGGUAUACAUCAACUAAUGUUAACAUUGUACAGUAUGAUAUAGACAAAGGAUCAAGUGAGUAACCAAAGAAUGCGCUUACCAUUUAGAGUAACAAUAAAUGCCUUUUUCUCACU